This is a messenger RNA of Salpingoeca rosetta, 3376 nucleotides long. RefSeq lists its product as uncharacterized. The coding region runs from base 47 to 3109 and encodes 1020 amino acids. Gene Ontology annotation, molecular function: protein binding; nucleosome binding. Gene Ontology annotation, cellular component: HIR complex; nucleus. The transcript is spliced from 28 exons. The record is from RefSeq and is a predicted model, not a curated record. Gene Ontology annotation, biological process: regulation of DNA-templated transcription; DNA-templated transcription; chromatin remodeling. Lineage: Eukaryota; Choanoflagellata; Craspedida; Salpingoecidae.
CCAUAAUCUUUUUUGUUGUGUUUGGCGCCGUUGCAAGAGGACGACGAUGUUGUUUGGGCGGCUGGACUGGCUGUGGCACGAUGGGCGUGCACCCAUCUUCUCCCUCGACACAAGUUGUGACGGGGAUCGCCUCGCAACCGCCAGUCAAGAUGGGAUCCGCUUGUGGCGAGCAAGCUGCAUUGGCAGCCCUGAUGCGACCAGGAAGCGUGCAGCUCUGUCGUUCAUGUCGGCCCAUGAAGGUGGCGUGAAUGUUGUUCGCUGGAGCCCGAAAGACCCCAUGCUGCUAGCCUCUGGUGGUGUUGACCACACAAUCAUUCUUUGGACCCAAGAGGACGAGGCGUCGGCGUCCUUUGGAAGUUUGGACGGCCCCAGUGUCGAAGCGUGGCAGCCAGCAGCAACAUUGCGCGGGCACACGGAAGAUGUGCUUGGGCUGGCGUGGUCGCCGGAUGGGGACACCCUGGCGUCCUGCGGCGUCGACAACAUGGUGCUGGUCUGGUCCACAGACGGCUUGCUGCUCCACCAGCUCUCUGGCCACAACGGCCACGUCAAGGGCCUGGCGUGGGACCCGUGCCUCAAAUACCUCGCAUCGCAGGGUGACGAUCAAGUCAUUGUGUGGAAGACAGACGACUGGACCCCAGCCGCACACAUUGACAAGCAGCUGCGCGAUACGACGGGCACGUGCUUGUUCCUCCGUUUGGACUGGUCCACAGAUGGCACGUACCUUGUCGCAGUGAACGGCCGGAACAACGAUGUUCCCGUGGCCAUCUGCAUCGCUCGACAGGAGAUGACACGCGAAUUCGAUCUCGUCGGACACACGCGCGCCGUCAUGUCUGUGCGAUCAUCGCCCGUCAUCUACGGCGCUCCCGACACACACGCAACGCGCUCGUGCUUCGCUGUCGCCGGCACAGACGGCACACUCUCGUUCUGGGUGACGGGUGCCAAGCGCGCGUAUGCUGUUGUUCACGCUGUUCUGGAGGGCCACAUCGUCGACAUUGCAUGGGACAAAACAGGAACAACGGUGCUCGCAUGCUCUGCUGAUGGCGACGUUGCGUGCGUUCGAUUCAGCAGCAGCGAAAUCGGAACCCCACUCCCCAAAGCAGCGCUCACAAAGGCGCGUGCUGCCACGACAAUGAGUGCCAACGGCGACGGAGGAUCGGAUCUCGGACUGUUGACGGCAGCGGCUGUUGCACUGCAGCAGAGGAGCAACGGGGAAGCAAGCGCCACCACACCCAGUCACUCGAGCACAGCAGCUGCCACAGCUGUUAGUGGUCAAGGUGGUGGUGUUGAUGGCGAUCUUGGUGGUGACGACGACGACGGCGACGACGACGACGAUGACGAUGAUGAUGAUGACGACGAUCUGGUGGUGAAGAAGAAGACGAGCCGGAAUCUGUCGCGUUUGACGAUCACAGAUGAUGAUGACGAUGACGAUGAUGACGGUGCCGCCAAUGGCAGCAGCGCAGCAGCUGGGGGUCGUGGCGACGCGCUGGCCAAAGCCAUGGCGCGGUCCAUGACCACAGGAAUGGCCACGGCAUCACCGCAGCACACCAUCGGCUUCUCUUCGCCGUCGCCAGCGCAAACCACAACCUCGUCAGCGUCAUCCACAUCAGCAUCAGCACGUCGCGCCCCCCAGUCGGCUGCUGGUGUGCAGAAAGAGAGUCGGACGCGGACGGGGCGGCGUCGCAUUGCGCCCAUCACGCGCCCGUCAGCCGCCAUGACGGCUCGAAGGCGAAGCACGCCCUUUGGCGAGUCGCCGAUAAAGCGUGCUCGACACGAAUUGCGGCCGCCGCAGGGCUUUGAGCUCGUCGACGCGUCCAUAUCACUCGGGGCCGCACUCUUCCACCCGAAACACGACACGUCAAAGGUGCUGCCUGCGCUUGGAACGGCGUCGCCUGUGCGCAACACAACGUUCUUCCUCCCGUCCUCGGCAGCGGCAACGAGGACACGGCACAUUCGCGUGCAGAACAAGCCGAAGCGACUUGACGGCUCCCUGGCACUGUAUCGCGUCGUGUGCGUGGAGCAACCCCAAUCCACACAAGCGGCACCAACAGCGUCAUCAACAAUAUCAACAGCACCAACGGCACCAACGGCAGCAGCAGCAGCAGCCGUGACUUCCUCCACGGGACCUGGCGAUGUGAGGGAGGUGUGGAGCGUGCCACUAUCGCUGCCGUGUAUUGCUGCUGUCGGCAGCGAGCGUCACGUGUGCUGCGCAACAACAGACGGCUGUCUGCACAUCUUCUCCGCAGCCACGGGCCUGCGGCUGCUUCCUCCCAUGUUUGCCGGAAACGGCGUUGCUGUUCUGCGUCUCGCUGGCGAUCAUCUCCUGGUCAUCGACUGUACCGCCCGCCUCUCCGUCUGGAACUUGAACAAAGGCUGCAUCGUACUCCACGCCAUCGACUUGUCAGCAUUGUGUGCACGUGCACGUGCAUUGCAUCAGGAAUUGGUGGACGCGGCGUAUUUGGCCUCGGGAACAGCAGUCGUGUUCUUCAAGAACGCACAGGGCGUGAGCCGCGUGUAUGCGUGGCAGCCCGCGCUGGGUGCGUGGGUGCUUGUUGGCGAUGCUGGGUCUGUGCUGCACCUCCUGAGCCACCGCCAGAGCCUGCCCGCCACCCCGGACACAUCGCACGCCAUCGGCAGAUUUCGUCCGGCCCUCGCUGUCUCAGAUGUGCACCGCCGCUUUCGGCGAACGCCAGCGCGUCAGCACUUGAACGCAAUCAACGCUGCAACCGCCGCCGAUAAGGCUGCGGCGACGUGUGAGCACGUGCUCAUGUGUUUGGCGGCGGCGAAAGCGCUGGAUGCACAGGAGGAUUUUGAUGCUUUCGUUCUUCAAUACGCAAAGGCUGCCGUGUCGUCUGGUCCCGGCACGCGUGACUGGAACGCGCUGGGGGUGCUGUGCUCGCAUCUGUUUGGCGACGCACCUGCUGCCGACCUGGCAGAGAGCCCGUUUGUUCUCAACAGCGCAGACACGCACGCACGCCACAAGCUCCUGAGAAAGGUGCUGGAGGUGUUUUCGACGACAGCGGCGCUGCAACCGAUGGUUGAAGACUACUUUGCGCGCUUGGAGAACAGCGAGACGACGAUGAACGGGCACGCAAUCACCAUCACAGACUAGCUGAUAUCCUUCUCACUCCUCUCUCCACCUCCCUGCUUCUCGUGUAAACGAUGAUGAUGAUGAUGAUGAUGAUGAUGAUGAUGAUGAUGAUGAUGAUGAUGAUGAUUGUACUGUACUUCUUCACUUGUCGUCUCAGUACAUAAAUACUGGUCUUGUUGUAUCGUUUAUUGAUUGGCCUGCUGCUUGCAGAGGUCUGCGGCGCACACGUCAAUCGCAUGCACACGCAGAGAAUGCUCAUCAACCAGAAACAAAGCAGCGAUAGCCGUC